AUGGAUAAGCCAAACUACGCUCGAUAUCUCGGGUCUAUUUACCAAAAUACCAACUGGGAAGUGGCAAGAAUUCCACAUGGGUCCAUUAAUGCCACUCUGCAUGCAGUCAAAACAGUUGGACAAGCUGGGCCACAGUCCCUUAUCUUGAAGCGCGCAUCGCCAUUCUUCGAGGACGAGGGCCAGCUGCAGCCGUUUUCUUUAAACCGCCAGACAGUAGAAGCUACUGUCAUGAGCCUCUGGGGGGAGGAUGGGCUAAUCUCAAAAGAUACUGCAUGUCCAGAUACAUGGCGCUUACCGCGGUUUAUACGCCACGACCGAGGAGCGGAAUCAGAUCUGUUGAUCACUGAUAAGAGCGACGAGGCCUCUAUCCUUCUAUUUGAGGAUCUGGGCGAAGUUGUCAAUCUCUUUGACCGUGUUGAGGUCUGGGCCCAGUCAGGCACAUCGCCCAAGGUGAAGGAACUGGUGUCGCGAAUUGGGAGUAUCUUAGGGAAUUGUCUUGCAACGAUGCACAGUCGACAUACUGCUGUUGCAAUUGAGUCUCGCCCCGAUAUCGCAGAGGUACUCUCCCAGUCUCUUACAGACGACGUCGUCUGGUAUCUCGCAAUGGAUUUUUUACCAGAAUACCUAACGAAUGUUCCCAAAGGAGAGAUAUACUAUCAACGACUCGUCAAGGAUAUCAAGGACCCACAAUAUUCGUACCCGGCCUGUCUCGUGCACGGAGACUUUAACUUUGGCAAUAUAAUGCUGCCACUGGCUCCCGACCUGGACCAUGAGCUGCGCCCAGUUAUUAUUGACUGGGAAUUUGCGACAAGCAAAGGUAGGGGUGUCAAUGGAGACGUGUCGGAGUUCCUAUCUAGUCUACAUUGUCGACUUAUCAGUGCCCGGCGACAGCAACCAGAGCUAGGCGACUUGCUCAGGCGGCUUUGCAACAGCUUCUGCUCUGGUUAUAGUCAAAGAGCAGGGCUCGAUUGCAAGAUGGAGAAAGGUGAUUUGAAUUCGCAACUUUACCGUUCAGCCUUGUUAUUGAAUGGAAGAGACAUGAUCAACUAUGCACACGACUCCUGUGCUAAAGAUGAAGCUUUCAAUGAGAUGAUUGAUAUGGGGCUGUGGUAUCUCGAGCGGGCGGGCGAUAACAUGGAUGAUUUCUUAGAGGAAUCACACCGCACAGAACUGCUCAAGGAGGACGAAGGUCUCAUUCGCUCUCUCUUCAUCUUCAACUAG
Messenger RNA from Aspergillus alliaceus, 1221 nucleotides. Its product is annotated as kinase-like domain-containing protein. The record is from RefSeq and is a predicted model, not a curated record. NCBI's taxonomy places the organism in Eukaryota, Fungi, Ascomycota, Eurotiomycetes, Eurotiales, Aspergillaceae. The coding region runs from base 1 to 1221 and encodes 406 amino acids. The transcript has 2 exons.